AAUAAAUCCGCCUCGGAUCUGCCCAAAUCGUCCCUAUGUUCGCUCGCCGUCUUCCCCGGCUCCCAUUUUCGCGAGGAGAGGAAAGGAAAAGGAAUCAGGGAGGCGCCGCCGUCUUCCCCGGCUUCCAUUUUCGCGAGGAGAGGAAAGGAAAAGGAAACAGGGAGGCGCCGCCGCCUUCGCUUCCAAGGAGUUGUGGAAUUGCGAAAUGGAAUUUUGUGGGCGGGGCUCUGUUGAAAUUAUUCAAAGCCACAUCAUUCAUUCUUCGAUGGAGGAUAAGAAAUAAUUCUAGCAAAAGAAUUUCUGGAGAAGAUAUCCACCUCUGUGUUUUUGUGCUGCAUUUUGGUAUGGAGGAAGCUUCCGGUAGAUCCACCAACCCAGUUGGGUUUCUUAGACGAGGAUCUGGCAUCUCCUUGAGAAAUCAAAGCGAUGAGGAGAGGCCAAGCCAGUACAGCAAUAAGCCGGGGAAGACUACAAAUCUCAAUACUAUGAAAGCCAGAUGGGCUGACAAUAAAGGGAAGCCAAGACAUUUACAUGAGCCGUUUCAAUCACCAGGCUCUAAGGCCUCCUCUUCAAGCUCCUCAAAAGGUCCUGUUAGAAAAUAUUAUGAGGAAAAGCAAAAGCUUUUGGCAGAGGUACACAGUUCUGAAGGCAGUAACAGAAGAGCUGAGGUCAGACAUCUGCAGAGUGGCAAGAAAGCUGUUGUUUAUGAGGAUGGGCAUCCCUAUACUCGGCAGAAUGCAUCAGAGGGUUCAUCAUCCUCAACAAUUACAGAAGGAGGUCUCCCAGAAGAACCUGAUCUUGAAGUUUUAGACCCUUCUGUUUCUUCAGGGAUUUCUGCACAUACAGUUGAUUCCAUAGUCAGAAAUACUUCAUUGAGUACUAAGCCACGUAGGCAGAAGGAUAAAGAAGAAUUGAAUUCAGGCAGAUCUCAAGUUGCUUCCACUUUUGUUCGUCGGCGUACUGCACCUCAAAGUUCCACCAUUGGUGUCAAAUCAUCAAGCGGUGCUGGUACUGCCAGUACCGGACUGCAGAAAUGUGGCCUAAAAAACCUUGGUUGCACUUCAAUAUCAGAUGUUUUGCCUUCAGGUUGUUCUUCAUCUGAUUCUGUUCGUAAUAGGAGGGUCGAAGUUACGAAAAAGAGGCCUUCUGAUGGAGAAGGUUCGUCAAGAUCAAGAGGAAUGAGUGGACAAGCCAGUUUAGGUCAGCCACCUGCCAUUUAUCCCGGCAGUACUGGAAGUACUGAUCCUAGAGCUAGAGCUGCUGAACAAUCAGCUUCCCAACAAACAGCAAGGACCAGUAGCAGAAGUUUUCAGUAUUCUGCAGAUUCAGGAAGGACUAGGCGAUCUUCUACUCAGCCCGUCAGGGAGAGGAUGCCGGGUGAAAGAGAGGGUGGCAUAUUUGCUCUGCGUGAGACUGUUACAAGGGUUCGCCAUGUAGGAAGGGGACAUUUUUCCAUGGAUGAUGUUUCCCCACAGAGAUUAGCAAGACCUUUUCACGCGAAAUUGCCUCAUGCAAUUUAUUCAUCUAAUCGCCAAGGCUCAAGUAGUCAUACAACAAGUUCUCGUCCUGAGGGAAGCCCUCCACAAAUGUUCCAUGGUCUGCUUCCGAAGAGAGAUGGCUACAGGCGCAUAAACAUGGAAGGAAUUGCGGAGGUGUUGCUAGCUUUGGACAGGAUUGAACAAUAUGAUGAAUUGACUUAUGAGCAACUGCUGGUGCUGGAAACUAAUCUGCUCCUUAGUGGCCUUGGCUUGAAUGAUCAGCACCAAGAUAUGAGAUUGGAUAUUGACAAUAUGUCUUAUGAGGAACUACUAGCUUUAGAAGAGCAAAUUGGCUCAGUGAGUACUGCCCUUUCUGAAGAGCAAUUCGCCAAAUGUGUCAGCCGAAGUGUGUAUAAAGCAAGAAAUUCAGAGCGAGAAGUCAACAAGAUUGUAGUAGAUGAUGUGAAAUGCAGCAUAUGUCAGGAGGAGUACAUUGAGGGUGAAGAAAUUGGUAGGAUGCAAUGUGAGCAUCGGUACCAUGUGUCGUGCAUUCACGAAUGGCUCAGACAGAAGAACUGGUGUCCAAUAUGCAAAGCUUCAGCAAUACCCUCGGAGAUGGACUAGGGGAACACAUGAAUCUGGGUGGUUCAAACUCUAAAAUAGCAUGAAUUUAUCAUGAAACUGUUAGACAUUAUAGAUGCUGACCCAAUUCACUCCAAUAUGUGAAUAUUAUAGACUGUCUCUCUUGGAAACCCCUGUAAAUUUUUGUUAUUACAUCUCGUUCCCUUCAUCCUUGUGCAUAUGAACUCUGCCCGAUCGCUGUAUGGUCAGAAACUCACAAAUAAUCAAUUAAAAGCUGGUUCUCUUUUAUUGGAAUUGUAAUUAUAAUU
Phragmites australis (common reed) is the source of this 2368-nucleotide messenger RNA. RefSeq lists its product as uncharacterized. The record is from RefSeq and is a predicted model, not a curated record. The coding region runs from base 36 to 2102 and encodes 688 amino acids. NCBI's taxonomy places the organism in Eukaryota, Viridiplantae, Streptophyta, Magnoliopsida, Poales, Poaceae. The transcript has 7 exons. Gene Ontology annotation, molecular function: ubiquitin protein ligase activity.